UGGACCCAGGCUGGGAAGACUUGGCUAGAGAGGCUCGGGGGGGGCGCGCCUGCUGCUUGCUUCUGGCGCCGCCCUGGUGGUGGGAGGAUUAGAGCCCAGGUUCCACCCUACGUCAUCUCCCAAAUGCCUUAAUAUAACGCUGGGGUCACCAUCUCCAAGAAGGAACCGGGAGAGCAUCCGUGACACGAUAGAAAAAACGGCUUUAGUUCUAGAACCUCUCGUCUCUUAGCAACGAGACUAUAGAACCUCCGCAAACAUUUAGGGGGGAAUGGCAGCCACACCUGCCAGGAAUGGGGAGAAAAUGGACAGCUGGUCAUCUCAAGCUGUGGCCUCCUUCAGCGGGGGGCAGAGAGCCUCUCUAUCCCGCUCUGAAGAAUUCCUGACCCGGAUCAGCACAGAGCUGACGGAUGAAGCGCUGUUCAUUGCUCGCUCCCACGUGAACCCUGUGCCCACCAAGGAAAAGCAGACAAAAGACCAAGGGACUCAGAUAUCUAGACAUGUGUUCUUCAGCAAGACCCGAGGUACAGACACCCGCUCUGACAGAAAUCGCACUCGCACCAAGGCACACCUUCUGCCAUCUCCUCGUGAAAAGGGAGCACUCCCCAACAGCCUGACAACUGGAGGAUGAGCCCACCCCUCCCUAGAGCUGCUUUCUCGGCUGGCUGCCCUCCCCGCUGUGUUCCUCAGUGAAAGCCUCAAAUCUCCUCUUUUGCAACUGGCUAAAUACUUCAUCUUGAUAGGAACUCCAGGUCAUAAGCAAUACCACCUUUGAAACCAGCUCUUACGGGACUCUCCACCCUCCGCGGGCAAGCAGCGUACUACUGAGGAGAAAUGGUUUUAAUAAAGAGCCAGGGAAUCUUCCCUUCCCCAAAAUGUUGGCAGUGUUCUGGAGGGGGCAUGC
Acomys russatus (golden spiny mouse) is the source of this 901-nucleotide messenger RNA. RefSeq names its product putative protein T-ENOL. The record is from RefSeq and is a predicted model, not a curated record. The coding region runs from base 269 to 628 and encodes 119 amino acids. The transcript has 6 exons. Lineage: Eukaryota; Metazoa; Chordata; Mammalia; Rodentia; Muridae.